AUUCACAUCGCUGCUGAAAACUGCUACAAGCUCCCAAGCGGGGCAUUUACCGGUGAGAUCAGGUAUGCCCAAAACCCUGCGGUAGUACUCGACAGAAUGUUUGUUUCAUUGACCACCCUAACGUAAAGGCAGCAAAACAUAUUUUUAUGAAGCCGGUACCUUUUGGGGUGUUUUAGAAUCACAGCAUUUAGAUUACAAGGCACAGUAAUUCCUUCCAGAAUGAAAUAAAUUGGCGACGCUAUUUAAGCAUAUUUUUACUUAAGUCUCACUGCGAUAAUUGUAAGCUGGAGACUUCUCGUCAUAAUUUAACCAGUUAUCUUGGAGAUUGCGUCAGUUGAACCGAUAUUCCCCGUUUAAUGAUUUAUGUGAAAAACCAGUGCCUAUAGGCAUGGUAAUACGAUCGAAUUUACAAAUUCAGCCGAACCGUUAGAUUCACAAUAAGAGGGUGCCAACAUACUUUGUAAAGAAAACGCUUGAUCGCACUGUUUCAGUUGAUUCAGCGUAAUGAAAAUGUUGCUAGCGGGCUAUCGACAUGCCCACUAAUUCUUUCCUAAAAGCUGACUGACACAAAAAGUAAAGGAACCGUUCCCCUUUACCAAACUGGCUGCAACUACUUCUUGUCCUAUUUUCCGAUCAACUAGAAAUAUUUCGAAAAUUUCGGCUGUUUUCGAUUUGGCCAUAGGCCUUUCCUAAGGUCGGAAAUCAGAACUAAGAUUCGUAGACUAUAUUUCUUUGAGUCGUGUACCUGUUUUUCUAAAUGAAACGUCGUACUGAACCUCAGAGUUGUUGAAAGUUCAUUUUCUUGUCUCACUUGCAUUGUAGCCCAGCUAUGAUUAAGGAUUGCGGUUGCCAGUGGGUAAUCUUGGGACAUUCUGAACGUCGUCAUAUUUUCGGCGAAUCCGAUGAGGUUUGUCAUAAGCUUUGUCUCUGCCUAAUUUAUAAGUUCUUUGAGGCACGAUUCGCCUCUUCAAUGUUCCUACUUCCGUCAGUCUUCCUCACUUGAAAACGCAAAUACCCUAACAAGUAUUGGUUGGGAUACUAAACAUAGGUCAACAUAGACAAGAAAUUAUGUGGCAGCCCGACUAGUGAGCCUAAAAUGUAUGUAAUGCACAAUACUUAGUUUAACUCUAAGGAAAUCAAUCAAAGGUGGUCGCGUUGACUUCUUCACCUUGUAAGUGACAAACGCAGAAAGUAGCAGUCUAUUCGGUUUGGACCGCUAACGCCUAAAUGUUGCCUCCACGCUACGCCCAGAUAUUAAUUGUGUACUUGUCACGCUUAACGUUUAAUAACAUUUUAGGUGAAGAUAACGCCCAUAGUUUCGGCCUAGAGUGUUUGUUGUUACUUAUACCUACUUUUGCAUGGUAAACGUAAUCCGAAAGUACUUUUAAACCUAACUUUUACACUUGUUUCGUUUGUCAUCUAUACAUCUGGGUGUCAUACAGCUCGUUUCAUAGACUUUAGCAUGCAUGCCUGCUGUGGACUGUUUUGGUAGUUGAUCUUUCAAAUUGCCUCUUAGCUGUUUUGUUUUUUUCACUUAAGCUCAUCGGUGAAAAGGUUAAGCAUUCCCUGGAGGCAGGUCUUAGCGUGAUUCCAUGUAUUGGCGAGGUUCUGGAAGAGCGGGAGGCUGGAAAGACCAAUGAAGUUUGUUUCAGACAAAUGGCGGCCAUCGCAAGUACGCUUUUUUACUUUUUUGUAGCUAAAUAGAUGCUUGUUUCCACGUCACGCCUGCUUCUUGUUUCUACCUUUGUGAGUGAGAUUGUAUUAAUUGGCGGCCACUUAAGAUUGUUAGUCGCGCCCUAUUUCAUUGACUUCAAGUAGAGUUGUGGCAGUUAGAUCUGAUUGUGACCAGAUUUAAUUGGCGCACUUUUAAAAGUCUUUUUACCAAUUCUUCUCCUGCAAUUUUUUUAUCUACGUUCCGGUGGGAAUGACAUUUUUCCCAUUAUUUUUCGUAGACUUAGACGCUGGCUCAGGGCCGAAGGCACGCGUGAAACGGUAUAGGCUCUUUUAUUGGUUUAAAAAUCAAGUUUGCACAAAGAUAAGAGGCAACUUAUGAGUCGGAAAGAAAGGUCUAGUGUCUGCCUGUUCCCGUAUUAAGCAGAUUUGCGCAGGCUUGACUGUCAUUUAGCAUUCUAAAUUCUACUCAGUUCACAUAUUAUACCUCGGUCUACGGUUUUCCGAAGCAGAUGAAGUCUGGCUUCUGUAAACAGUUUCAACGUCGGCACUGGCAAGGUCCUUUUUAUCUUUUUCUGCUUAGGGUCGUCCUCCCAUGUUCGUUCGUUGGCUUCUAGGUCUUUUAUAUUUUAAAUGACCGCUUCUCGUCAUUUCAAUUCGUCUUCAUUCCCACCCACUUCGUUUCAAGUAUUAAUGUGAUGUUUUCCCCAACUGUUUUGUCUCAUGCAGUCAAUAACCAAUCAGUUAUAGUUAAAUUCCGUCUUCCAAGUAAUGUCUACCCUCUUUCACUGUUAACUUGUAAGAUCUUACCGCCAGGGUUCAUCUUUGUUAACACUGCCUCCCGGCAGGUUUCGGAAUUAUUUUUCGCGGUUUCUCGACCUCAGUUUUUCUAUUGCAAAGAAAGUUGGGAUGUCAAACAAGGGAUAGCCGAAAUCGUUCCCAAUCUCUCCAAUUUCAUUUGACCCCGUGCAUUGUCUCCCUUAUCAGAGAAUAUAAGUGGAGCCCAGUGGGAUCGUGUUGUCAUCGCGUACGAACCUGUUUGGGCUAUUGGCACCGGGAAGACGGCCACCCCCGCUCAGGCACAAGAAGUUCACAAGGCCGUUCGUGAUUGGAUUCGUGACCAUGUUGACUCCAGUGUCGCUAAUAAAGUCAGGAUUCUGUAUGGCGGUGAGUGACUGACCCAGUCUUCGUUCAAAUCCCCUCUAGAGUCUUUUUUCAGUGAAAAUUAACUUUGUUCAUAGCAUGGAGGGGAAAUUAAUAUAUUAUGAUCUGCUGCCUUUUUAAAAUGUUGAUAGGCUGGCAAACUCUGACCAAUAAUUGCUACGACACGGUUUUUUUUCUUGCAUUUUAUGCAGACGAAGUUAUCGUCAGUGGAUUAUCUUGAUACCAUGCACCCCCCACCCGCCUGAUUCUUGUUGACAGAUCUUGUUUCCUCCAUUUUCUGAAAACUUAGGUUCGGUGAACGCGGGUAAUGCAAAGGAACUUGGAAGUCAGCCGGAUGUUGAUGGUUUCUUGGUUGGCGGUGCUUCCCUGAAGCCAGAAUUUGUUAAUAUCAUCAACGCGAGACGAUAA
This is a messenger RNA of Spirometra erinaceieuropaei, 3243 nucleotides long. The record is from the annotation of a GenBank genome assembly. Lineage: Eukaryota; Metazoa; Platyhelminthes; Cestoda; Diphyllobothriidea; Diphyllobothriidae.